Molecule: messenger RNA, 1704 nt
Organism: Candidozyma haemuli
Lineage: Eukaryota; Fungi; Ascomycota; Pichiomycetes; Serinales; Metschnikowiaceae
Gene: GAD1
Product: glutamate decarboxylase
Exons: 1
Coding region: 1-1704 (567 amino acids)
Biological process (GO): L-glutamate catabolic process
Cellular component (GO): cytosol
Molecular function (GO): glutamate decarboxylase activity; pyridoxal phosphate binding
Source: RefSeq, a predicted model, not a curated record
AUGACUCUUUCUAAACACGUUGACGCUGAGCAAUUGGAGCACAGGCUCUUGAAAUUAGCCACCAAGACCCCAGUGUCUGAUAGGGAUGAGUACAUCUUUAACUACUCUUCCAAUAACCCAGUGCCAAAGCACCAGAUCCCAACUAAGUCCAGCAACCUGGACUUGGUUCUUAAGUACAUGGAGGAAGAAUUGAGUCUUGACGGUACGCCUACGUUGAACAUGGCUUCGUUUGUCAAUACUGCAGUGGAGCCCAACCCAUUGAAGUUGAUCUGUGACAAUAUCUCGAAGAACUUGGCUGAUAAUGAUGAGUACCCUUCGUUACUCGAGCACCAGGCUCGGUGUAUGAGCAUUUUGUCCGAUCUUUGGCACGCUCCUAAGAACAAGGAUGGUACUACGGAUACCAUCGGUACGUCUACCACCGGUUCUUCCGAGGCUGUCUUGUUGGGUGGCUUGGCAUUGAAGAAGAGAUGGCAGGAGAAGAGAAAGGCAGAGGGCAAGUCGACUGAAAACCCUAAUAUUAUCAUGUCGUCUAUUGCCCAAGUUGCUUUGGAGAAGUUUGCCAGAUACUUUGAUGUGGAGAAUAGAACAAUUCACAUCAAUGAAGGCUCUGAGCAUGUUCUUGAUGUUCUGAAGAUCAAGGAGCAAGUUGACGAGAACACAAUUGGUAUUUUCGUUAUCUUGGGUUCUACCUAUACCGGUAACUUUGAGUCUGUGGAGAAAGUGAAUGCCAUCUUGGACGAAAUUGAGAAGGAGAAGGGUCUUGAUGUCAAGAUCCAUGUUGAUGCAGCUUCUGGAGGCUUUGUGGCACCUUUUGUCUAUCCAAACUUAAAAUGGGAUUUUGCUGUACCUCGUGUUGUAUCGAUCAACACUUCUGGCCACAAGUUCGGCUUGACCACUGCUGGUUUGGGCUGGAUCAUCUGGAAACAUAGCGAAUACUUGCCUGAGCAAUUGAGGUUCAAGUUGGACUACUUGGGUGGUGUUGAAGAAACCUUCAGUUUGAACUUCUCUAGACCCGGCUUCCCUGUGUUGCACCAAUACUAUAACUUUUUGGCGUUUGGCAGAGAAGGCUACACCAAGAUCUUUGAUAGCUGCAUCCAAAACACGCGGUUGUUGUCGAGAUACUUAGAAGAGAGUGGCUACUAUGAGGUCCUCUCCGUGAUUCACAGGCCAUUGGACGAGGAGGAGUCUAAGAGGAUCUUCACUCUUAACAAGAACGAUAACCUGAAGUUGGGCAAGGUUGCAGUUGCCAACCAAGGUUACCGCCCAGGCUUGCCGGUCGUUGCCUUUAGAUUCAGUGAGGAAUUCAGAAACAAGUACCCUGGAAUUCCUCAAGCCAUGAUCUCAGUGUUGUUGAGAAACAAGGGCUUCAUUGUGCCAAACUACAACUUGAGUCCAGAUGAGCACGACAAGGAGAUUUUGCGUGCUGUGAUUAGACCUUCUUGUAACUUGAACUUGUUAGAAAAGCUCAUCCAGAGCAUUACCGAGAGCACCGAGUUGCUUCUCAAGGCUCACGAUACUGUGAUGGAUAUCGUUAGCAAGAAGGGCGCCGAGAACGAGGCCGCCAGGAAAGAGAUGAUCCACGAGUUGUUGCUUAGUAUUGCCUCUGACGGUGUCAUUGACAAGAAGAAGGCCCAAACCAAACUCUUGGACAAGGAAGGCACGGGACAUUACAAGCACAAGAAGUCAUAUAGAGGUACUUGCUAG